This is a messenger RNA of Labeo rohita (rohu), 2614 nucleotides long. RefSeq names its product tripartite motif containing 108 (gene trim108). Gene Ontology annotation, molecular function: zinc ion binding; protein binding. The coding region runs from base 169 to 1668 and encodes 499 amino acids. The record is from RefSeq and is a predicted model, not a curated record. Lineage: Eukaryota; Metazoa; Chordata; Actinopteri; Cypriniformes; Cyprinidae. The transcript is spliced from 6 exons.
CUAUAUUGUGUAUUUUGAAAGAUGGGUAUGAGGUAUGAUAUUCCGGUUUGGUUACUUCCCGUGUUACAUGACUUGUGGGAGGAACCAGACCUAGUUAUGCAAAGUUAAUAUGAAACCGAAAGUGUCUCAUAAAACAAAGGGUCGGCAGAAGUUGAGAAGAAAGCUAAAAUGCAAUCAGCUAUUUCAUUGCAGAUAAAAUGCUCAGUGUGCUUGAGUGAUUUUACCGAUCCAGUUACACUUUCUUGCGAACACUCGUUUUGCCGGGAAUGUAUCACGGGCCAUAUGCAAGCCAGCCUGGCGCCAAGCGCCUGCCCGGAAUGCAAAAGGCCUUAUAACAAGGAAGACCUGAAAUCCAGCCGUUUACUGAGAAACAUGACGUCCACUGUGAGAGAGCACCUUGCCGAACUGAAAUUGGAUAAAUCUACAUCUAAAGAAAGAGAGGAAACCUUAGGGCACUCAGAAAUGGAAAGGAUGUUGAUGUGUUCGGAACACGAUGAGAAACUUAAACUGUUCUGUGAGACUGAUCAAAAGCUGGUGUGUGUCAUCUGCAGGGACGGAGACAAACAUAAAGGACACGUCUUCAAACCAGUGAAAGAAGCUUCGCAGAUUAACAAGGGGGAGCUGAAGAACGCGUUGGGUUUUCUUGCCAAAGAAAAUGGACAGCUCGAUUACAUGAUACAACAACAGACGACUGAGAUCACCAAAACUGAGGAAAAAUCCAAAACUUUAUCAGCCCAGAUCUCUGCUCAGUUUGAAGAAAUGCACCAGUUCUUAAGACACAAAGAGGAUGAGGUGAAGAAACAGUUGGAGAAGGAGGAGAAGAAAGUUAUAGAAUUCAUGCAGAACAAUCAGGCUGUGAUAAACAGAAGAUUCAUGGAGAACAAAGAGAAGGAGAUAAUUCUGCAAUCGGCCCUGGAGAUUGAGCAACCUGAUCACUUUCUGCAGUGGUGGAAUGAAAAAGGAUUUCCGAUGACAAAGAACAUGAAACAGAAAGCCGACAUGACACCAUCUGAUAUCAAGUAUAUGUCAAGGGUGAAAGAUCUUUCUGUGCUUCCUGACUCUCUCUUUCUUGGCCCCCAUGAAACUCACCUGCAAUUCUUUGUGUGGAAGGAGAUGCUGGGAUCCAUCAAAGCAGUUCCUGAGAGUUUGACCCUGAAAAAUUCCAGAGAGUCAUACUUAAAAGUGUCUCCAGGGGGCGCCAGAAUCCGACAAGCUGACAGAGCGACUGGUAUGUAUAAAGACUUCAACCCUGGUACAGUUUCAGAGGAAAACUUCCAGGCUGGCCAGCACUACUGGGAAAUUGAGGUCCGAGGAAAGCAAGACUGGACUGUGGGAGUAAAGAUGGGUACAGAAAAACAGCUUAGUGCAGCGAAGUCAGCUGAGAGUGAGAUCCUGCUCCACCUCAAACACAGUAAAGGCUAUGUUCUGUCCUGUGAAGGAAAGGAUACUACAUUAAAUACUCGAGACAAACCACAGAAAAUAGGGCUGUAUCUGGACUGUGAGAGAAACCAGGUGUCAUUCUAUAAUGGUGACAACAUGUCUCGCUUGGCUCAGAUCAACUACAAAUCAAUGCAUCCUUGCUGUCUUACUCUGGUUCCAGGACUUUAUCUGGAUGGGAAGAACAGUGAUCCUCUCACUGUCUGCUCAUAUGAGUUUAGCAAACAUUAACACGCUAGAUCAGUUACUAGCUGCAGUUAGAUAAACAUCUCAGAUUUGACACAUAUGGGGACAUCUAGAUCAGAUUAUAAUAAAAAUGUUUUAGGUUUUACAGCUGUAUCUGCUAAAUUACACAUAAUAAUAUCAGCUACAAUUUAAAUUUAGCUUUAAGGACAAGGAGAAAUAUUGAUUCGUUCUUCAGAUGAAUUUCUCAAUUGAAUGUGUCAGUCUGACCAACAAUAGCAUAAUUAUCGAUCAGGUUUUCUUCCUUUUUACAUCAUUGUAUUCAUUUUUUUUUAGUUUUAGAUGACUUAUUUCAGCUUAUCCUAAGUUUACAGCGAAGAGAUAUGAGAGUUUUUCUGUUUCUUGUAAAUGUUGUUUGAUGAGGAUCUGUUUUUAAUUUUAUCCAGUGGCUUCUUGUGUAUGAAAUACCAUAUUCUCUUUUAAUUUACCCAAUAUCAGCGUUAAAUACCUCCCACUGCUUUCAGACUUUUUAAACUGUGAAAUAAACUUAAACACAUUUUCACCACCAUUUGUAGACCUAAAAAUAGGUUUUCAAAUUGUGAAAUAAUAUUUAUGCGUAAAAUACUUAACAUAAAACAUAUUAAAAUUCUAAAAAAAGUUUCAUUUAUUUUAAAGAUAAAAAUAAAAUAAUCAUUUAUAUUAUGACUAUGUAUUCGGUCUUUGUAAUAACCAGUUCAUGAUUACUAAGGUACCUGUCUUUCUUUGUUGAUUACUGUAUUUAAUAUUAUAUUUAAAGCUUUCAGUACAAUAUAGAGCACUGAAAAUGACAUUGAAAGCUGUAUGCAAAUAUCUAUGAUCUCUGUAUGCAUUAAAAUAAAUAUUGCUGUAAUAUUAUUUAUAGAGGGUGUCUCUCUGUAAUACUGUAGGGAUCUUUAUUUCUUCUUGGUGAUGAGAGUUCUUCCUUCCUAAAAAAUAAAUCAAUAAAAACAAUUUA